This is a messenger RNA of Solea senegalensis (Senegalese sole), 2470 nucleotides long. Its product is annotated as serine/threonine-protein kinase MAK-like. The record is from RefSeq and is a predicted model, not a curated record. The transcript has 15 exons. Gene Ontology annotation, molecular function: protein serine/threonine kinase activity; ATP binding. Gene Ontology annotation, biological process: intracellular signal transduction; protein phosphorylation; intraciliary transport. Bases 206 to 2227 code for a protein of 673 amino acids. Lineage: Eukaryota; Metazoa; Chordata; Actinopteri; Pleuronectiformes; Soleidae. Gene Ontology annotation, cellular component: cytoplasm; nucleus; cilium.
GCUUAUAGUUUAUCAGGCUAGGUGAGACACACACAGCGCAGCAACAGGCAGGGUGGACAGAGCAGCGUCACCUUUCCACUUUCCCUCUCCAGAUAAACAUCCACCCUUUCAUCACCAGACGGGGGGGGGUGUUACACCUGUUGUCAGAGUAAAAACCUGUGAGCAGCCCUACAGAGGUAGAAGGAGAGAUGUGGCUGUGCUUACAAUGACUGACUGCUGGACUGUGUGGGGCAGUCAUUGCUCCACAGUGAAGGAGAGACAUGUCUCUCUGUGGACCAUGAAGCGCUACACCACUCUGAAGCAGCUGGGGGACGGCACGUACGGCAGUGUGCUCCUGGGAAAGAGCAAUGACACUGGGGAGCUGGUGGCCAUAAAGAGGAUGAAGAGGAAGUUUUACUCUUGGGAUGAGUGUGUGAAUCUAAGAGAAGUGAAGUCUCUGAAGAAGCUGAACCAUACCAACGUGGUGAAACUCAAGGAAGUCAUCCGGGAGAAUGACUACCUCUACUUUGUCUUUGAGUUCAUGAAAGAAAACCUCUAUCAGCUCAUGAAAGAACGGGAAGAUAAAAUGUUCUCUGAGAAUGAGAUCAGGAAUAUUCUGUUCCAAGUUCUGUCUGGUUUAGCAUUUGUGCAUAAGCACGGGUAUUUUCAUCGAGAUAUGAAGCCGGAGAAUUUGCUCUGCAUGGGCCCAGAGCUGGUGAAGAUUGCAGAUUUUGGACUUGCCAGGGAAAUCCGCUCCCAGCCGCCUUACACUGACUAUGUGUCCACGAGAUGGUACCGAGCCCCAGAGGUUCUACUCAAGUCCAACACUUACAGUUCACCCAUCGACAUCUGGGCCGUGGGCUGCAUCAUGGCGGAGCUCUACACUCUCAGACCCUUGUUCCCUGGCAACAGCGAGGUGGACCAGGUCUUCAAGAUCUGUCAGGUGCUGGGAACGCUGAAGAAGCCUGACUGGCCUGAAGGCUACAGCCUGGCCUCCUCGAUGAACUUCCGCUUCCCAAAGUGUGUCCCCUCCAGCCUCAGAUCUCUGAUCCCCAACGCCAGCAACGAGGCCAUCGCACUGACAACAGACAUGUUACAGUGGGAUCCUGAGAAAAGACCCAGUGCUGCUCAGGCUCUGCGAUAUCCCUACUUCCACGUCGUCCCUUUAAAGUCCUCAGAGCAGCACAGGGCUCAGACAGAGAAUGAACCAAAGCCUCUGUCUCUGUGUAAGACAGAGUCAGAGCCCCGUGAGACCCAGACUGAGCCACACAUCUCCAGACAAUCUCUACAGGAGAUCUCUGCUCCUCAGGAGAACAUGGAGCCAAGCAUAGGGCAAGCUACAGCAGGGCAGCAGGAACCUCUCAGUCUAGUGAAGCACGGACAGCCGUUGAGCUUGUGCACUAGAGGAGCAGCACCUGGAGCAGAGAACAGUGUAUGUGGACUCAGGACUGGACGUAAACGAUGGGGACAGACUUCUUUAAAGUCAGUCGACAGCUGGAAUGAUGGCGACGACACAGACGCUGGAGUUUCUAUCUCCAAAAAACCCACGACAAGCUUCCUGAAAGAUAGGACACUCAACAGACUAGACAGCUGUCGAUUUUCAGAGUCAAAGAUAAAAACUGUAGUAAAGUUACCAAACAAUGGCAGGAUGAACGGAACUGACUCCACCCCAUUGACUGCCAAGCAGCACUACCUCCGCCAGUCCAGGUAUCUGCCAGGUGUUAAUCCAAAAAAAUGCUUGUCAGAAGUAAGUCAUGUGACCGACAGAAGCCUGUGGGACAGCUCAUGUUUGACCAAACAACAGGACCGUAGUAAAGACUCCAGACUUCCUAAACUAAGGGAUGAGCAGCUUCUGAAGGAAAUCACUCAGGAGGAUGUUGAUCUUCCCAAAGACAACAACCGAACCAAGACGUAUAAAUCAUCUCCUCAUCUUCAGAAGACAGAAACUGGAGCAGCUCCACAGAAAACCACACGGGCACUGAGUGAAGGCACAGCGGCAGUUGAUUUGUCUUUAAAUGCUGAUCUGAGAAUUGACUCCAAAGUCAAAACAAGCAAGAACGAGACGUCUUCAAAUAAACUGCCACCCUCAGAUGAAGAGUACGACAGGUGGAGGAGCAGAUGUGUGAAUCCUCACAUUCCUGGAUCCAACACCAGCUCUUCACGGAAGAAAACGUUCCCACGGAGCGCAAACGUACAGUCAGUGCACGGACGAGUCGACUGGGCCGUCAAAUACGGAGGCCAUCGGUAGCGUGAAGAGGCCGUCAGACUGUUUUUGUAAAACAGUAACUAAAAAAAUAAACUGGUUAUUUUUGUAUUAAAGAAAGUGAAUUUAUUAUUUCUCAACUGUGAAAAGGUGCAGAUACAGCAUAUGUACAAUACAUUUUACACAAACAGCAGCGUAUAUGAUUUAAUUACAAUCGAGCAAAAAUAAUCCUUGACAUAUUAAGUGAGCUCAGCUCCCCACAUUUUACAAAUAAAAAUAAUUUGUAUA